CCCCUCACCUUUCCCUUUCGAUUACGGCGGCGCCGCCAUCGCAUCACCUUCAUCGCAUCUCGCCCUCGAUGGCUAGCAUCUCGCUCUCCAAUUGCGUCCUCCUCCACGCCGAUGGCUUCCACGGCAGCUCCUUGCAGCGGAACGCCACCACCGCCAUGGCCUUCACCAGUCGGGGGACCAGCAUCGAGGCAUCCUUAAGCUGCCCCGAGCGUCCGCUGCUCCCCACAAUCCUCUUUGUGGAAUGCUCCAGCGUUGACGACUUCACCACCGAACCCCCACGCAUCGUCCGCGCGGUUGAAGACAUCAUCGUCUUCAGCGUCCUCAUCGGCCCUCGACUCCGCCCAGACGUCUCGCCGUGCGACUACGACUACUUCAUCUACCGGGUCGGGGAGGUUCCGUCGCUUCAGCUGCUGCCGCCCCCGCAUCCCACCUUCCAAGACGAGGAUGCAGGCCUCCUUCUCUGCGGGGAAGACGACUUCAUUGUCGCCGCGUUGAUCGCUACAAACAAAUCUGGAGUGUACGACCUCCACCGCUUCGACUCCAGGAGUUGGACGUGGAGCCAGGAGGUGGUGCCAUUGGUGGCGCCGCAGGCUGCGUUCCCCUUCAGGAUCACUCUGAACUCAAUCCGGCUUGGUUACCAUCUCACGUCCACCGUAAUCACCAUCGGAGGCGAAGGUGGCACGAUGGGCUGGGUCGAUCUCUGGCGUGGCAUCCUGAUCUGCGACGUGCUCCACCGGAAGCCCGAGCUCCGUGGUGUGCCCCUGCCGGUGCCGAUGGAGCUGCUGACAUGCAACAAUGGUCGGGGGGCUGACAUAGGAGGCUGCGGAAAAUCCCUCCGCGGGAUUGCCGUCAUCAAUCAAAGCCUCAGGUUUGUUCAUUUGGAAGCCAUCGUCUCCACCACCUCCAAGACACUGCCUGCUGCAGAUAGCGACAGCGAUGAUGAAGAACCUGACUCGCUCAUGUCUGACUGGGUGAUCACGACAUGGAGCAACUCCAAGAUGAGUACCUCGUGGGAUGACUGGAUCAAGGACUGCGAGGCCAAAGCAUCGCACACCACGAUCCACAGCAAGCCCAAGUCAAAGAUGCUCAACUCUGGAUUGCUGUCACCUGAAGGAGCAAAUCAAGAGCGAGCCUUGCAGAACCUCUGGGUGUCCCACCCAGCUCCUGGCAUCGAUGAUGGUGUCGUUUACUUGCUGGCCAGAGUCAGAUUCCAGGACCCGAAGGCAUUCGUUAUCGCUCUUGACGCCAGGAAGAAUGUUCUGCUAGGCUCAGCUGAGUUCGCGACUGAGAAGAAACGCGGUGAUGGCGUCAUGUAUUUCCCAAGUAACAUCUCAAAGUACAUCGCCCCAGAGGCUAGGGUUCUUCCUAUUACCACAGUGCCCUUGCUUAUACCGCUGCUUGCUGUGCUACAGCUUAGCUUCUCACUGCUUGGUGCUGCCGUUCAAUGCUCGCUGUGCUUGCUACUGCACGCCGUUCAAGUAAUCGUACAUUAGUACUUGUGGCACGGAGAAUUCUAUGGUGUUUUAGAUUAAAAAAAAGUGGCAAGCGACGACAUUAAUUAGUACUUGUGUCCUUGUAUCUAUGCAUUGCUGUACCUUUGCUUUUUAAUAUAAUACAAAAUAAUGUCUCAUUGGCACCUGGACAUACUUUUUCUGGUAAAAAUGUGUAAUAGUAAACACCAAGC
Messenger RNA from Setaria italica (foxtail millet), 1684 nucleotides. RefSeq lists its product as uncharacterized. Lineage: Eukaryota; Viridiplantae; Streptophyta; Magnoliopsida; Poales; Poaceae. Bases 69 to 1493 code for a protein of 474 amino acids. The record is from RefSeq and is a predicted model, not a curated record. The transcript has 2 exons.